AUGUACUCUCCAACAUACGUCGCUCCUCAACAACCUACUACUUUUGAUAACCCUGCCGCCCCGGUUGGCGAUUGUGGUUUUCCUCUUGGCAACAUGUACACCGAGCCACAAGACUACAUGCGUCGUUUCAGCUACGCCGAACUUCUUUCCAACCACAGUGAAGCUAGCUUUUCUGAUACCGAGCAACAAACACCAUCUCCUAGCAACGACUAUGAGGAUUACGUUUACAACAUGCAACAUUGUACCUCUUUUGACGAUAAGCGUUUUGUGCCAAGCUACCUGGAUAUGUAUGCUUCUGGUACGCCUCAACAUCCAGCAGCCACUACUACUACUACGACUCCUGCACAAUGGCUAUUUACUACUACUCAACAGCAGCAGCAGCAGCAACAAUACAUCCCACCCACCAUGUUUGAUUACACUGGUGCUUCGCUUGUGGAUGCAGCUGCCUUGACGGCAGCUCCCACAGCUGUGAUGCCUUCUGCGGUCGCAGGCUCGCCGCCAUUACUUUCUCUUCCUUCUUCGGAUAAUGCCAGCACCCAUAGCAACAUCAACAACAACAACCCUAAUGACAACAACAACAACAUGGUUGCUCAAAAGCAAUCCUCACCUACUACUAAAAAACAAGGAGCCAAGAAACCUGCUGCUCGUUCUCGUGGUCGUCGUGUUUCCAGCAACCCUGGUGCUGCGGGCCAAAAGAUGUUCACUUGUCAACAUGAUGAUUGCGGCAAGGUGUUCAAGCGCUCUGAACAUCUCAAGCGACACAUUCGCUCCAUCCAUACCCUUGAAAAGCCUUUUGAAUGCCCCUAUCAUUCAUGCUCCAAGCGCUUCUCUCGCUCUGAUAAUCUCAACCAACACAUCCGCAUUCAUCGUCAUACCACCAAGGAUAAGCUAUCUCCAUCCACUGGUGCCAACUCUAACUCUCGUACCGUCAACACUUAUAUGCAAAACUUCUUGUAA
This is a messenger RNA of Lichtheimia ornata, 957 nucleotides long. RefSeq lists its product as uncharacterized. Gene Ontology annotation, cellular component: nucleus. Gene Ontology annotation, biological process: regulation of transcription by RNA polymerase II. The transcript has a single exon. The record is from RefSeq and is a predicted model, not a curated record. Bases 1 to 957 code for a protein of 318 amino acids. Gene Ontology annotation, molecular function: RNA polymerase II cis-regulatory region sequence-specific DNA binding; DNA-binding transcription factor activity, RNA polymerase II-specific. NCBI's taxonomy places the organism in Eukaryota, Fungi, Mucoromycota, Mucoromycetes, Mucorales, Lichtheimiaceae.